UUCGACGAAAGUGAAGGCGAAACUCAAGAGAGAGAGAGAGAGAGGAGAGAGAGAGGAACAGAUUCAUUUCAUCCAUUCGUCUUCGUCUCUCCAUUUCCAUUUUGAUAUCUUCAACGCUUCUCUCUGCUUGCCGUUUUCUGUGUUCUUCGCUUGGUUCUUCUUUCUUCAGGUUUUCUUUUGUGUUUCCCUUCCUCCCAAAGCUUCGGUUUUUAGCUUUUUUGCAACUGGAUUGUUUACAAAUUUUAUAAUUAGAUUUUAUCGAUAUAAAUUUUCUCUGUACCUGAAGCUUCUGGUACUCCUUUUGAAUUUUAUUCCUUUUCUUUGGUGGAAUUUCGAAAGUUGGUGGUGUUUUGUUAUCUGGGUAUUAAUUUGGAUUAAAGGGUUUGAAGGGUUUUACUGUUCUUGGCUGAAAACGGAAUUUUAGUGGUGGAAUUCUGCUGUUAGAUAAUUAAAUUUUUAUUUUUUCUGGUUGUGCAUACUAAUUUGCUCCUCUCAUACUAAUUAUAGACUUUUGUUGCCAAAAAAUACGCAAUUUUGUCCAUGGAGACAAAUUGAUGUGUGAAUCGAGGAGAUAAUUGAGGCAAUUGCAAUUGCACGGUGAUUCCGAAACCUUAAUUGGUAAAUUGAUUGCUGGUUCAAUUCAGCGAAGGUAUUGAAAAUUUGUAAAUCUCUACCUGAAAGAGGGAUACUUUCCUCGAAUUUGGCUUAAACUGUAGUGGCGGCUGUUCCAAUUUGGCAUAAAAUGGUGGAUUCAAUCGCAACGACUUCCCUUCUUGCCCACCGGCCUGUGUCUCGAGGAUCUCCUUUCAAGGAUGGUUCGCACAGGCGAAGAAUGUUUGACUUUUGCCAGCUCCCUUGUGUAGAUUUCUUGGGUCGACGGAUUACUUUCCCUUCUUCAUCCUCAACAACCUCCGGAGGUGUUCGGAUGGUGUCUCCGAUCAAGGCCCUUGCAAUGGAACUCACAAAAGAGGCUUAUUCGCAUUCACCAAGGGAAGAGAGGACCUCGCGGGAUUUGAAUUACUGGACUGAUAAGAGCACACAACAGAAACCAGGUUUGUGGCCACCCCCAAAUAAGGCAGAUAAUCCUUCAAUACACAACCCAUUGCUACGGCAGGAAAGAAUGGGUUGUGGGUGGUUGGGUGCAAUCUUUGAAUGGGAAGGAGUAAUUAUUGAAGAUAAUACUGAUCUUGAGAAGCAGGCAUGGUUGGUUCUGUCUCAAGAAGAAGGGAAUUCCCCACCCCCAGCUUUCAUACUUAAAAGAAUUGAAGGAAUGAAGAACGAACAAGCAAUCUCUGAAGUUCUCUGCUGGUCAAGAGACCCGGGGCAGCUGAGAAGAAUGGCUUCAAGAAAGGAAGAGAUAUAUCAAGGCUUGCAAGGUGGGAUUUAUAGAUUGCGAACAGGGUCACAAGAAUUUGUUAAUGCUCUGAUGAACUACAAGAUUCCAAUGGCCUUGGUUUCAACCCGUCCGAGGAAAACUCUUGAGAUUGCAAUUGGAGCUAUUGGAAUUGAAGGUUCCUUCAGUGUGAUUAUCGCGGCAGAGGAUGUUCACAGGGGAAAGCCAGACCCUGAGAUGUUUGUUUAUGCUGCUCAGCUUCUCAAUUUCAUACCAGAGCGGUGCAUCAUAUUUGGGAACUCUAAUUCGACUGUGGAGGCUGCCCAUGAUGCCCACAUGAAGUGUGUGGCAGUUGCAAGCAAGCACCCGGUGUAUGAACUUGGAGCUGCGGACUUGGUGGUGAGGUGUCUCGAUGAGCUCUCCAUGGUUGACCUGAAGAACCUGGCCGAUAUUGAAUUGACAGAAUUUGGGUCUAGAGAACCAGAGAUGGAGGUGGAAGAAGAUGAUGAUACAUAUCCACCUACAUCCGUGGCAACCAAUGAUUUCUGGUAAGGCAUGAAGAAGAAAAUGUACAGAUAGUUCUUUGUUCUAUAUCUGAUUUAUUUGCCUCUUUUUUUCUGUUUUCUGUAGUGAUCAUGAUUAGGCGUUUAGUCUCCCUUUGCCUUGUAUAUUGGAUGUAUUGUGUAUUAACAAAAGUGGGGAGGGAAAGAAAAGGGGAAAGGGGGAAGCAGUGGGUGGUCUACCCAUUUAUCCUGUAUCUACCAUAUAUGCUAUAUCUCUGAUUGGCACAUAACUCUGUUUCCUUACUGACAAAUUUUUUUUUUUUCCCCUUUUUUCGGGUGGCUAAUUGCAGUAGGAAAAUGUAAGCUCUCACUUAUUUGUAGGAUUAUUUGUCCCAGGGUUAAGUCUUAUUCAGAGCGCUUUGUGUGAAAUUAUAUUGUAUCUACCUUAAGUCCUUAACAAUAAAAUUGUUGUGACUUUUUUUUCCCC
Messenger RNA from Macadamia integrifolia, 2323 nucleotides. RefSeq names its product 5-amino-6-(5-phospho-D-ribitylamino)uracil phosphatase, chloroplastic-like. The transcript has a single exon. Lineage: Eukaryota; Viridiplantae; Streptophyta; Magnoliopsida; Proteales; Proteaceae. The record is from RefSeq and is a predicted model, not a curated record. Bases 743 to 1885 code for a protein of 380 amino acids.